AUGACAAACCAGGUGAUCGGCGGCUGCUACUUGGAAACUCGCGAAGUUUCGGGGAAAGGCCGGAUCCGCACCUUGAGAAGCAAUGAGAGGUUGAGGAAGCCGGCGGAGCAGAGCAGGUGCGUCGGAGCAAUGCGGCGGAGAAGUGCGGCGGAGCAGUACAGGUGCGUCGGAGCAGUACAGGUGUGUCGGGUGCGGAGAGGAGCAACGAUAGGAGCAGCGCGGGUGAGUGAGUUGUGGGAGACAAGAGGAGCAGCGGUCGCCGGAGAGGAGAAAAGAAUUGCACAGAGAGAACGUGAAAAUAAGCUAUCGCCGGAGAGGAGAGGAGACCAGAGACAGCGUGAAAAUGGGGGGAAUGAAAAGAUGAAAUUUGGAUUUUGGGGGUAA
Molecule: messenger RNA, 384 nt
Organism: Striga asiatica
Lineage: Eukaryota; Viridiplantae; Streptophyta; Magnoliopsida; Lamiales; Orobanchaceae
Source: the annotation of a GenBank genome assembly